This is a messenger RNA of Hemiscyllium ocellatum (epaulette shark), 3890 nucleotides long. It is a transcript of the gene sall4, whose product is annotated as spalt-like transcription factor 4. Gene Ontology annotation, cellular component: nucleus. Gene Ontology annotation, molecular function: DNA-binding transcription factor activity, RNA polymerase II-specific; RNA polymerase II cis-regulatory region sequence-specific DNA binding. The coding region runs from base 9 to 3455 and encodes 1148 amino acids. NCBI's taxonomy places the organism in Eukaryota, Metazoa, Chordata, Chondrichthyes, Orectolobiformes, Hemiscylliidae. The record is from RefSeq and is a predicted model, not a curated record. Gene Ontology annotation, biological process: regulation of transcription by RNA polymerase II. The transcript has 4 exons.
CAUCUACCAUGUCGCGUCGCAAGCAGGCGAAACCCCAGCACAUCAACUCGGAUGAGCAGCUCAUAGUUGGAAAUGGUUCUGAAGAAUGUCAGGAUGAUGGAGAUGGGGAAGUAAGCGCAAAGAAAUGCAGGACUGAGGAAACAAACAUCUGUAGGAAAUGUUGUGCUGAAUUCUUUGAUCUCUCCAAGUUCCUUGAGCACAGGAAAAAUUGCACUAAAAACCCACCAGUUUUGAUUAUGAAUGAAGGUGAGAGGGAAAUGUCUCCAAAAGACAGCCCGGAAUCUUGUCCAGAUAACUUUGCAAAUGGCCAACUGAAUGAUCAAUCAAAAACUAAUGAUAGCCCUGAAGAAAAGGCACAUGAACAGAGUGAAACUGCUGAAAUGACCGUUGAUAUUGUAGAAUCUCAAAAAUCAUCAUGUGCCUCAAGUGCUGCCACCAGUUUACAUCCAGCCUCUGAAAUGAGCUAUGUGUCCCAAUCUAAAAUACCAAACACUAACGUCACACUGGAGACUAUUCAGAACACUAAAGUGGCAGUGACUCAACACAUUUCAGACAGUGUGCCUACCAGCAAUUCAAAUGCAACUGGAAACGUCAAUGUCAUUCCUAUCUUGCUUGAGCAAUUGGUCUGUUUGCAGCAGCAACAACUCCAACAGAUUCAGUUAACUGAGCAAAUCCGCAUCCAAGUGGCAAUGAUGGCCCCUCAUUCUCUGCAUCCUUCCAUCGUUGCAGCUGCAGACCCCCUUAAAGCACUAGGGGCUCACCUGUCACAACAGCUUUCUGCUGCUGCUGCUUUAAUUGGGCAGAAAGUUGGUAGCCAGACCUUUACUAUGGAUGGUUUUAAACCAGUACAGCUACCUCAUUCGUCUGUUGGUACAACUCAUUUUAAUAAAGGUUUACACCACUCUGAGUCAGGGUCUCUUCAAACGGCUAGUGCUUUAGCUACAUUAACCUCGAAACCUGAUUCCAUUUCUUGCUCUGAAAACUCCACCAGACUUAAACAUGGCAACCUCGCAAGCCAAGCUGCCAGAUUUCCAAACCCAUUGCUACCUCAGUCUCCAAAUCCAGCAACUAUCCACAACCCACUGAUUGGACUAUCUGCAGCUUCGGCUGCACGAAAUCAGAAAGGCAAGCCUCCAAAUGUUGCAGUGUUUGAAACCAAGUCCAGUUCAGAAGAGUCCUUUUUCAAACACAAGUGCAAGUUUUGUGGCAAAGUAUUUGGAAAUGACAGUGCCCUGCAGAUUCACAUCCGUUCCCACACUGGUGAAAGACCUUACAAAUGCAACAUCUGUGGCAAUCGUUUUACAACCAAAGGCAAUCUGAAGGUCCAUUUCCAGCGGCACAAGGAGAAGUACCCCCAUAUCCGAAUGAAUCCAUAUCCCGUUCCAGAACAUCUGGACAAUGUUCCAACUAGCAGUGGAAUUCCCUAUGGCAUGUCAAUACCUGUUGACAAUUCGGCUAACUGGGUGGACACCAAGCCUGUCUUGCAAACAUUGUCCAAUUCAGUUGGAAUGAAGUUGUCAUCUAGUUUUGAGGAUACUUCAGAAAAGGUACCUGUGAGUGAGUUUCUGCAAAGGCGAUCUCCAGCAGUGAGUGAAACUGCUUCGAUGUCUUCAAAUGUCAGCAACUAUGAAUCUAACCUAGAAAUAAAACCUACAAAUGAAAAUGGCAGUGCACCUACUUUGGCUACAUCCAUUAUGCCAGAAACCUCAAAACCCAAAUUAUCUUUUAGUAACAUUCUUGAUAGUAGCCAAGCAUCUGAGACAUUCAAACUCCAACAGCUGGUAGAGAAUAUAGACAAAACAUCCACUGACCCAAACGAAUGUGCUGUAUGUCAUCGUAUACUAAGUUGCCAAAGUUCACUCAAAAUGCAUUAUCGUACUCAUACUGGUGAAAGACCAUUCAAAUGUAAAGUUUGUGGCAGAGCAUUUUCCACAAAAGGCAACCUGAAGACUCACUAUGGGGUACAUCGAGCAAAACCACCACUACGAGUGCAGCAUUCAUGUCCUAUAUGCCACAAGAGAUUCACCAAUGCUGUUGUUCUUCAGCAGCACAUUAGAAUGCACAUGGGAGGUCAGAUCCCAAACACGCCUUUACCGGAGGGCUAUUAUGAUGGUUCUGAUCCAGAGCCAGCAUUGGCUGAUGAAAAUGCUGAACUUGACAGCAGUUUUACUGAUGAAAACAUGGAUGAAUCUGAGUUAGAAGGGGACAAAGGUACAAAGGUGCCUACAGUUGAGUAUUCAAAACCAGUUUUGCCUUACAGUGACUUGCCAGCCAACUCUCCUUUGUUAGUAUUCUCAAAUAUAGCUGCUUUAGAGAGUCAGAUGAAAAUGAUUAAUUCCGGUGUGAACUUACAACGUCAGAGCAGUUUGAAAUCUGGUGAGAAUUGCUCCCCAGAAAAUGAAGGUGUGACUAAUGAUUCUCCAGCAGUUGGGGAUCAAGAAUAUCCGAAUAAUCAGAGUCCAAGUGCUUCAGAAUCUGCAUUGUUCCAAGCUUCAUCUCCUGUGAAUAGCUUUAAUGGUAGUCAUCUGUCAAAGUCGCCAGGAUUUCCAAUGCCUUGUGAAAGUUCAGAAACAAAAACUGAGCCUGUUGAGACAUCUGAGCUACCAAAUGAUGGUGCAUUAGAUUUAACAUCUGCCAAUAUUCAUCGCAAAAUUAAGGAAGAAGUGCCUAGUAUACCUUUUACUAACGGGGAUUGCAGUGCUGUUCAAGUUCCUGCAGGUUCCUUUAUCAGGGCUCCUCCUUGUCUGAUUAAAGUGGAAGUAAGCGACCAUGGAGAACGACCAGCAGGAACCACUGCACAGUUUCUUGCCCCGUCAGCUGUGGCUCCAAUCAUGCCACCUAUUUUGGCACCUCCACCCCGUCGUACACCUAAGCAACACAACUGCCCUACUUGUGGAAAGAGCUUCUCCUCAGCAAGUGCUCUGCAGAUUCACGAACGCACGCACACUGGUGAAAAGCCAUUUGCAUGCACCAUCUGUGGAAGAGCUUUUACAACGAAAGGAAAUCUCAAGGUCCAUGUUGGAACGCACAUGUGGAAUAAUUCAGCCAGGCGUGGAAGACGUCUUUCGCUGGAUAGCCCUAUGAUACUGAUUGGAAAUGAUCCAAAGAAGAUUUCAGAAAUGCUCCCGAAGGAGCUGAUGGCUCCUACAACAAACAUUGAACCAACCAUCUGGAACCAAUAUACCACUGUACUUACAAAUGGCUUAGCUUUGAAAUCAAAUGAGAUCUCAGUGAUUCAAAAUGGUGGUAUUCCUAUCACAGUUUGUAUGGCAAGUGGUUCUGUUGUGAGCACCAGCACUACAGUUUCCAAAGUGGAUGCACCCCAGUCUGGCAUUGGUCCAGCAAUCACUGAAGAAGAGAAACCUAGUUCUGAAAGUGUUGCUUUGCCUCCCGUCCCCCAUUUUGUGGAAGAAGGCAAAAUAGCUGUUAGUUUAAAGAAAAAUGACAUUCUGUAGCAUCUGUUCAGAGUAGAGUAAAUUUUAGUCUUUAGCUUUUAUGACAAGCAACCACAGACCUCAAUAUGUGCUAUUUUUCAUAAUCCCCAAAAAUGUAAAAUAGAUUUUUUUUUACUUGUAGCUGUCUCUAACAAAACUGCUUGGUACCUCCUGAAUUUAUGUUAUGAGUACAAUCAUUGCUUUGCAAAUUUAUUGUAUAAAACUCUGGGAUUUAUCUAAAGAAUAAAGUAAUAAAGCGGGUCUUGCAAAGUGAAGCGUUUACAAUAUUAACUUGAGUUUACAAUAUUUGAAGUGUACAGCUCUUUCUCAUGAAUUUUUACUACAGAAUCCUUAUGAAAAUCCAAAGAUUGAAAUAAAUUCUGUUAUUAGGGCUAGUUUUGAAAUAAUGAGUAGAAAUUGAAAUGAAUCAUUUCCAUAAACUACUAUAUAGAGAUU